GUCUAAGCCCGGCGACUUGGGCAAAACAUUCACCAACUCGGCCAGUUUCGAUCUUCAUUCGUAGAGGUUGCCGGAGAUUCUCUCGGACUGUUCGCUCGUGACCGAAGAUCCGUUCACAGACUCCGUCAUGAUCAGUAUACUUUCUCAGGAGCGUCUGCUCGGAGCUGCAUUGGGGAGCGCAGUCACGGCGGUGGUGGUAUUUGAGCAACGCCGGAGUAUUUACAAGACCAUCUACGACACUCAAUCUCAACUUUUUCCUCAUUCUCAGAGACAAAAACCUAUUUCUGUGAAGGAGCCCCGUGUUGAGGUUGCACACCUGUGGAAUAAAGCAGUGGAUCAGGUUAUGGGAUCUGUCAUCAAGUCUGUUAGCUCACGUGGAUGGUAGAAGUCAUUGUGCAGUGCUUGAGCUGUUCUACAAACUUAUUACUCUCACCAAUGGCUUCCUUGAGAUUUAGCCUUUUGUUGUUCUAUCGUGACUGCAAGGAAACCAGCCUUUGUUUUGCUGCAACAGUACAGCCAAUCGUUAGGUUACUUGUCUUGUUAUCAUUAAUUUGGAUUCAUGCUCUUAAGAAACUCAACUCUUUUUUUGUGUUGAUAUUUGAAGCUGUUGUUGAAACUUAAAAGUUGAACUUUGUUCUAAAAAUUUCCUUCUCUGCAUGGAAGUGAAUAAGAGGGGAAGUUGUACUUUGAGUCAAUGGGGGAGGGGAAGCUGAUAUAGGGCUCCUCGAACCAAGUCGGGUUAGGAGGCUUUAC
This is a messenger RNA of Cuscuta campestris, 753 nucleotides long. The record is from the annotation of a GenBank genome assembly. Lineage: Eukaryota; Viridiplantae; Streptophyta; Magnoliopsida; Solanales; Convolvulaceae.